CCCGCGUCCUGGUGAGGAUGCCGAGCCAGGGGACCUGCGGAUCUGCUGGCAGCCAGCAGCCCAGCUCACAGCGACCUGCACCGUAGGGCAGCCCAGCGCUCAGCAGCACAUCAGCGCAGAGCCAGUGGUUCUAUCUUCAAGUGACGUCCUUCUGGACUGCACCUCAUAGAAAUGAGAGGUCGGAGUUUCUGCUGAGCUUACCUUGGAAGGGUUCUGACUUGAUGGACAAAAUGUUUCUGCCAGCCUUCAAGGAACAGCAGGGCAGUGCCUACCAGGGACGUGUAAAAACCUUAACCAGUGCUUCUCAAAAUCCUGUGGGUUGGACAGAACACAGGCCAGCAGGUGUCACAGAAAAGCUGGUAACCAGCAGAGAAGAUACAAGAGCUAAAAUCACUAUGUGGAGCUGUGAAACCUUAAACAGUACUGACAACAUCGAAGACCAGCAUCUCUGCCAGGACUUCCACUUUGUGUUGUCCAUCUUUUCCCUACUCUACCUCAUCAUAUGUUUCCCAAUUGGCCUGUGCUACAAUGGCCUGCUGGUCCUGGUCAACCUGUACAACAAAGCGACCAUGACGAUGCCCGAUGUUUACUUUGUCAAUAUCGCCAUUGCUGGUCUCAUCAUCAACACCCUGGCACCAAUGUACCUCCUAGGUCUUGCCAACACAAAAUGGGCCAUCUGGAAUUCUAACAACGAAGUUUAUAUCACCUUGCUUAUUUUGUUCAACGUCUCAUCUUUGGUUACCAUGUACUCUACCACAUUGCUCAGUCUGGACUACUACAUCGAACGCGCCCUACCCAGAACUUACAUGUCCAGCGUGUACAACACCAAGCACGUCUGUGGAUUCAUAUGGGGAGGAGCCAUGCUCACGAGUUUCUCAUCUCUACUGUUCUACGUCUGCAACCACGUAUCCACUAAAAUAAUUGAAUGUUCCAAGAUGCAGAACAAAGAGGCAGCGGAUGCCAUCAUGGUGUUUAUCGGGUACGUCGUUCCGGCUGUCGCAGUACUGUAUGCACUUAUUCUGAUCCUGAGGAUACGCAAAGAGGCGACACCUCUGGAUCAAGACACUGGACGAUUAGAUCCAUCGGUGCACAGGCUUUUGAUUGCCACAGUCUGUACACAGUUCACGUUAUGGACACCCUAUUACGUUACCCUUUUGGUAAGCACAUUUACUUACGCACGAGGAAGACCUGCAGAUGAAAACUACAGUCGGAUAUUACAUUUUACCAAGGUUUUAUCCAAAUUCUUGGCUUUCUCGAGCAGCUUCGUGAUGCCUUUGCUUUACAGAUACAUCAACAAAAACUUUCCCAACAAAUUACGACGGCUGCUCAAAAAGAUACACUGCGGGAACCAGGGGUGUUCUCACGAACGCACAGCAGUACAGCAAGUCAUGACGUAGGCAUGAACACCUCUGGUGCUGUUACUGCAGUACUCAGACUGCGAUGCGGCUGCGUUGGCACUCAAAGUCACCGACGUGACAGCCCCAACCAGGAGGAGCCUUUAAUGAGUGAAAGAGUCUUAACUUUCCAAACGUGUUUGCUGAGAUCUGUAAGACUCUGGCUAUGUGCUGUAAUACCUGUGACAUCUAACACUCUCAGUGCACUGAACUGCUUACAAAGCGUAAGCUCUGUCUUCAUCAUUCUAAUACUCCUGUCUGAACAAAUCACUAAGCAGAUGAUGGAAAUCCUGACUGAACACACUGCACCUUGCAGGGGAAAAGGCAUUACCUUGUUUUCUGUGCAAAGAAGUAACAGCGCUAUCCUUGAUGAAGUAAAUAGUAUUUUUCAAUGAAGAUGAUACGGGUGAUCUUUGCUGAAGGGCGUAUCACCCAAUUAAAUAUGUCCGAAUAGUAAAUGUUAAUUAUAAAUUAAAUUAUUUAAUUUCCUUCUCCAUCAUCAAAUUCCCUACUCUGCCAUUUUCAGAAGCUAUAUUCUCACACUCUCUAACCUAAGCUAUUAACACGUACGACGAAUCAGAUUUUUCCUAGAUACAACAGUAACAUGUUUUAUUCUUCCGGUGCUUUGUUUGCAUCCUAAGGCAUUUCAGGAAUUCAAAAAUAUUUAUUAACUAAUUCUAGGGGAAUUGAGAGAUUUUUGUUCCACAUGUUAAAAUGAAGGACACAAUGGUUUACAAACUUAAAUCAAAACUGAACGAGUAAAGAAUGUCUGGCUAAGUGUUAUGGUCCACAUAUGUUCAUCUGUAACAAGAGUAAUUAUCUUAAAAAUAAAUAUGUUUAUGAUUAACA
Messenger RNA from Tympanuchus pallidicinctus (lesser prairie-chicken), 2243 nucleotides. RefSeq names its product G protein-coupled receptor 146 (gene GPR146). Gene Ontology annotation, molecular function: G protein-coupled receptor activity. Gene Ontology annotation, cellular component: membrane. NCBI's taxonomy places the organism in Eukaryota, Metazoa, Chordata, Aves, Galliformes, Phasianidae. Gene Ontology annotation, biological process: G protein-coupled receptor signaling pathway. The record is from RefSeq and is a predicted model, not a curated record.